Funneliformis geosporum is the source of this 942-nucleotide messenger RNA. The record is from the annotation of a GenBank genome assembly. Lineage: Eukaryota; Fungi; Glomeromycota; Glomeromycetes; Glomerales; Glomeraceae.
AUGUCUGCUGAAAAAACGAUUGUGGCUUUGGUAACUGCUCCCAUUACCCAGAAUAUUGCUUUAAUUCGGAUUUCCGGAACUGCCACUUAUCAGAUUAUGGCUAAAAUUUUUGACCGUUCUUUACCAGAAUAUCCGCAAAAAAAACCGCAAUUAAUUUUUGGAAAAAUUAUUAAUUCCCAGCAAGAAGUGAUUGACCAAGUAUUAUUACUUUGUUUUUGCCGACCACGUUCAUUUACCGGGGAGGAUGUGGUGGAAAUUAGUUGCCACGGCAAUUUAUUUAUUGUUAACCAAAUAUUGCAAUUAACUUUAGAAAAUGGGGCAGAGUUGGCUCAGGAAGGAGAAUUUACUAAACAGGCUUUUUUUAAUGAUAAAUUAAAUUUAGUCCAAGCUCAAGCCAUUAACGAUUUAAUUCGGGCUCCCAGUUUGUCCGCUGCCAAAUUAGCCCUUCAUAAUUUAAGUUCAGAAAGCCAAAAAGAAUUGGAAGUAAUUGAAAAUGAACUAUUAGAUAUUAUUGCUACUAUCAAAGUAAAUAUUGAUUAUCCCGAAUACGACGGAGUGGAAUAUCUAACCGGAAAGGCAGCACUUUGGCGUUUAAAUAAAUUGCUGGAAAAAUUAGAAAUUAUUCAAAAAAGUGGUCAAAAAUCCCAGGUUUACCAAGAAGGGUUAAAAGUGGCUAUUGUGGGAAAGCCAAAUGUGGGAAAGUCAACGCUUUUAAAUGCUUUAUUGCAAGAAGAAAAGGCUAUUGUUUCUCCCAUUGCUGGCACUACACGAGACAUAGUAGAAGCCCGCUAUAUUUUAAAUGGAAUUCCUUUGACUUUAUUGGAUACUGCCGGAAUUCACGAAACUCAGGAUCUAGUGGAAAAAAUUGGUGUAAAAAGGAGUUGGCAAGUCCUAGAAGCCGCCGAUAUUGUCUUUUUUUUAGUGGAUAAUUCUGGUUCUUGA